Messenger RNA from Loxodonta africana (African savanna elephant), 4517 nucleotides. RefSeq names its product ring finger protein 2 (gene RNF2). The transcript has 7 exons. Gene Ontology annotation, cellular component: PcG protein complex; ubiquitin ligase complex. The record is from RefSeq and is a predicted model, not a curated record. Gene Ontology annotation, molecular function: ubiquitin protein ligase activity; chromatin binding. NCBI's taxonomy places the organism in Eukaryota, Metazoa, Chordata, Mammalia, Proboscidea, Elephantidae. The coding region runs from base 1582 to 2592 and encodes 336 amino acids.
AGUAGUAGUCAUAAAUUUUGAGUUAGCAUACCUAUUGGCUUUCUGUCAUAUGAGGCACAUAAGCUAACAUUCUUAUACUUUCAGUAUUUUCUUUUCAAAAAUAACUUACUCUUUUUGAAAAGUGAUUAAUGUAUUUGUUACCAUAAAAGGCUUGAUAAAUUAGGGAAUGGUCAAGUCAUUUUUUUCCCUGAUUUUUUACAUAUUGGAGCACUGAGAAAUAAGAACGCUUGUUUAUUGAAAUAAAUGAUGAUAUCCUUUCACUUUUUUGUGCCAAGCACUUUACAUGACCAUCUCAUUCAAUUUUGCCGACGACUUUGAAAAGUUUAUCACUUUACAGACUUAAAAAAAAAAGCCUCUGAGAUCUGAGAGGUUGAGAAAUUUGUCUGUGGGCUCACAGCCAGUAACUGCCGGAAUUAGGAUGCAAAUCCAAGGUGAUCCAGUUUCAGGGAUCACUUACCAUGCUUCCUAGCUGCUGCAUUUGUUGUACCAUAAUGUAAGGACAUUCCUAAAAUAAGUUCUCUGUGGUUAGUCUUGAGGAAUUUAUGGUUUAGUGGAUCUAUUUUCCCUUCUAGGGAAACUAGGAAAAGGUCUUGGGCACAAAUGUAUGGCCCAGUCAGCGUAUUUGGGGGUUUUGGGGUUUGAAAUAACUGAAUGGGAACCUGUAUUAGUGUUGUCUUUUCACUUUAACAUUGUUUGCCCAUCUAACAUCUACAGACUGGCUCUUGGUUUUUUUCAUUCAUAACCCAUUUAAUGAUUGUAACUUAGGAUUGAGAUAGAAAUGACAUUUUAGGAUGUUUCCAUAUUACUUUGUUUGCUAGGUACUGUUAAAUGAAUAUUUCUAUUUAGAAACAAUGUUAUAGUAAGUGAUUAGGCCUCUAGUCUUUAAAACAUUAACCCAUAGUAUAGUCGAACUAGAAUACAGAUACAGCUUUUCCAGUAUCUCAGACACAGAAGUAUAGUAUGUUUUUAAUGGAAAAAGUUAGAAUGAAAAUUUUAAUUUGUAAGUUGGGAACUUAAUAGACUUUUGUUAUGAAAAAAAAUUUUUUUAAAUAUUUUCAAAAGUUUAUUAUUCUUCUGAAAGCCUGGAUUAAAGCAUAACUAAAGGAACCAAAUUCUGUGUGUUAGAAUGAUAGAUUUUUAAUAUCUAUACUCAUAUUAUCCUGAAAGUAGACAUGAUUUCUGGGGCAGGGACAGAUGAUUAUUAACUCAUAGCAAUAAUUGCGUCCAUUCCCCUUUACCCCAGUUCUUCCCUGCAGGGCAAUGUGAUGAGAGAUGAUGUCAUCCCAUGUGUACCAGGUCUACUGGGCAGGUGAGGAACCCCCAGAAUUAGGAAUCUAGGUGCUUACAUACACGCUGUCCACCUUUUCCUCCUGAAAGAGGGAGAGAAACCUUUGCUUUCUAAUGUAAACAAAUUCUCCUUAGGACCAGAAGGGGAAGGAUCUUACGUUUUUAAUCUUUGGAAUGUAAAUAAAUGUUCCUAGGGGGAAGAUCAGAGAAGUCUCAGAAUUUACAACCCUUGGAAUGUCUCCGUAGUCCAGGUUUCAUCCCCCUUGAAAUGUGAACACAUGCCUCUGGAGAGCAAUGUCUCAGGCUGUGCAGACAAAUGGAACUCAACCGUUAAGUAAAACAUGGGAACUUAGUUUGUAUGAAUUACAACGAACACCUCAGGAGGCAAUAACGGACGGUCUGGAAAUCGUGGUUUCGCCUCGGAGUCUGCACAGUGAGCUGAUGUGCCCGAUUUGUUUGGACAUGCUGAAGAACACCAUGACCACAAAGGAGUGUCUGCACCGCUUCUGUGCGGACUGCAUCAUCACAGCCCUCAGAAGUGGCAACAAAGAAUGUCCUACCUGUCGGAAAAAGCUAGUUUCCAAAAGAUCACUAAGGCCAGACCCAAACUUUGAUGCCCUCAUCAGCAAAAUUUAUCCAAGUCGUGAUGAGUAUGAAGCUCACCAGGAGAGAGUAUUAGCCAGGAUCAACAAGCACAACAAUCAGCAAGCACUCAGUCACAGCAUUGAGGAAGGACUGAAGAUACAGGCCAUGAACAGACUACAGCGAGGCAAGAAACAGCAGAUUGAAAAUGGUAGUGGAGCAGAAGAUAAUGGUGACAGUUCCCACUGUAGUAACGCAUCCACACAUAGCAAUCAGGAAGCAGGACCUAGUAACAAACGGACCAAAACAUCUGAUGAUUCUGGGCUUGAGCUUGAUAAUAACAAUGCAGCAGUGGCAAUUGAUCCAGUCAUGGAUGGUGCUAGUGAAAUUGAGUUAGUAUUCAGGCCUCAUCCCACACUUAUGGAAAAAGAUGACAGUGCACAGACAAGAUACAUAAAGACUUCAGGUAAUGCCACUGUCGAUCACUUAUCCAAGUAUCUGGCUGUGAGGCUAGCUUUAGAAGAACUUCGAAGCAAAGGAGAAUCAAACCAGAUGAACCUUGAUACAGCUAGUGAGAAGCAGUAUACCAUUUACAUAGCAACAGCUAAUGGCCAGUUCACUGUAUUAAAUGGCUCUUUUUCUUUGGAAUUGGUCAGUGAGAAAUACUGGAAAGUGAACAAACCCAUGGAACUCUAUUAUGCACCCACAAAAGAGCACAAAUGAGCUUUUACUAAAAACAAUUCUGAGAAUGAACUUUUUAAUAGCCUAGUUCUUUAAUAUUAAAGAUGUACCAUCUUUACUUUUAUAGACAGACUCUUGGAUAUGCUGUUCAGUUUUCUUUCUGAGCCAGACCAGUUUACACUAUUAGAACCUUUCCCCCUUAAUUUAAUAUUUCCUUUUUGAAAGGGACUGCAGUUACUCAGUACUUUUUCUCUCCUUUAAAAAAUCUAAGUUGUGUUUUUUUCACAAAGUGUGGUUGCAUUUCAAGGACUCUUUUGACCCAGGAAUUUUUCAUACUUGUGUAUUUUAAAGUGGUAAUUCAGUUGGCCAUCCUUCUUCUGCCCCAAAGUUUUUUAGGCCUACAGAAUGUUAAAAUGUAUUCUGAAUUUUUUCCCUCCCCAGAGUCUUGUAUAUUUAUAGUUUUCUAUAUAAACAUAGUAUCUUCGUGAAGACCAAGACUCAAAUUUACUGUGCUUAAAAAAAUUCUCAUAGGAUUAUUAUUUUCAUGGUAUUUUCUUCCAUAAUAUCUUAUUUUAAAAAGAGGUUCUUUAUGAACUUAGUGUCCAUUGUCAUGCAACGUUACUUUUUUUUUCCAUUUUUUCUUGUAAUUAUUUUGGAGUCUCUGAUCCUGGGAAGAAUAAUCAAACAAAAUCUCAGGUUCUGUGAGAACUUGAUUCAUACACAUAUCUCACUGAAGAAAGGAAAGUUAAAUUGGUCGUCGGUAGUCUUCAAAUGUAUAUUUAAAGAGGUCUUUUUUUUUUUUGUUUGUUUGGUAUUAGUUCUGUUGUCACUUCAGUUUCUUUAUUAUGUGUGUUUGAUAUUUUUGCCUCUUGAAAUACCAGAGAGAUAUGGAGAUAUUUUGCACUUUAGCCUGAUGAAAAGUACAAAAUACGUUCAAAGCUUCCCUAACUCUUUUCUUAUUGGUAGCCACGUAAGUUCCAACUGUAAUGUGGCACAUAGAACUAACAAUGGAAAAAAAAGUUUGCUUCUGUAUGAAAAACGUGUUUAACAUUUUGGGUUGCUAAUGUCAGCUUAUAAAUUUGGUGCUCUGCUAAUUACACACUAGAGAAGGAGGUUCACAGAGCUUGAGUCCUGCCUUGGUGUGUAGUGAAAAAUAAUUUUGUAGAAGAAUGCCAGCUACUAACAUCAUUCUUCUCCUGUUGAUUUACUUUAAUACUUGAGGGGGUAGUGUUAGGUGUUUGGGAGCCGGAAGGCUUUAUUUUGACAGGUCACAAAUAAGAUGGACUUGUGUAUUACUUGUCAUCCCUGUCCUGAUUAUCUGUAUGUUUCCAAGUUUGUAUUCUCACAGUAUUUACAAAGACAUGUUUGCAUUAGAAAUUAACCCCCAAAGGGUUUUUGAUAGGAGGAAGUAGUCCUCCAGCACCAUUGUAACUAAAGCCUGUCUAGUCAUUGUAAAUAUUUAUCUGUCAAUUUUGACACCGUGGGGCCAGCUUGAUGUUUUAAAUCUUCAGCCCAGUAUGAAAACUUCAAAGACUUAUUAAAUUUUUUACCAUUUUAUUGAAGAUAUUUAAAAUCUGUUUUUACAGUUUUUUUGGUAAUCUAUACCACAAAAUUUCAAAAUCACCAAAAAUUACAGGAAAUUUUGUAUUCAAUUUCUUUUUUGGUGUAAUGUUAAAUUGUAUAGGUUAUUAAUGCAUGUCCACUGAAUAUAAUCCUGGUUUUGUGAUAUAACUGCUUACAUUUUAUUGGCAACAUAUUAGACUAGUGAUUGCAUUAAAUAACAAAUUCCCAUUGUGAUUAUUAACUGAAGUUUUGUCUUUAAACAAAUUAUUUGUGAAUAUAAGCUUUGUGCUUAGAGAACGUGUGCUUAUCUGUCAGUAUGGGAGGAUGAAAACUCUUUGUAUCAUUAGUGAAUUCAUUGGAUAUGUAAUCCUUUGCAGAAUAUAAUAUAGGUAUUUGAUAGAUCA